Heterostelium album PN500 is the source of this 2703-nucleotide messenger RNA. RefSeq lists its product as uncharacterized. The record is from RefSeq and is a predicted model, not a curated record. Gene Ontology annotation, cellular component: endoplasmic reticulum. The coding region runs from base 1 to 2703 and encodes 900 amino acids. Gene Ontology annotation, molecular function: protein disulfide isomerase activity. Gene Ontology annotation, biological process: protein folding; response to endoplasmic reticulum stress. The transcript has 6 exons. Lineage: Eukaryota; Evosea; Eumycetozoa; Acytosteliales; Acytosteliaceae.
AUGUAUGUGAUGUACCUACACUUCGAUGGAUCGAGGAUAGUGGUAUACUGUAGAAGACUUAUACCAAUCUUUACUGCUGCUGCUAGAUGUCAAGAGUUAAAUAACGCAGAGAGUAAUAAUAAUAUUGUUAAAGAGAAUGAAAAUAGUGAAGUAACAAUUGAAAGUGAUAGUAAUAAUAAUGUUGUUGGUAGUGGCAAUCUUUUGAAUAUAGAGAAAAUCAAAUCGGCAUUGCUACAGAAAAUCAAUGAGGGUCAGAGUGGCGAUUUGAAUGAAGAUGGUCUGGCGACGUUAGUUUCUUCGCUCAUCGGACAGUUUGCUGGAAAAGUACAAGUCUUAGAGUCAAACAUUGAAAACAACGUUGGACAACCCGAUACACCUAUCACACCAAGACGUGCGUCCGACUCUGCAAUUGGCAGGGUGACCGUGUCGGAAGAGGUCGAGGUCGACGCACAGGAUCACGAGCAUCUGACGUCGGACAUCAAGAGCUAUGUAGACGAAUACUUUGACACUGCCUAUCUCGGUAAUGGCAUCGACUCUGUAGAGCUCAGCCAACAGGUGCAGGAAGUGGCGCAGCUCGUCGUCAACUAUGUCGCAACGCAGCGCGACCAGCGUCUCUACGAGCGACAGCUAGAAAUCUCACAGCAACCAAUCACAGCGAUGUUCGACGAGUUACUGAAACUCGACGUCUCUGCCGAUACCGACCAGAAGCGAGCGCUUUUUAUGCAGGCGUCACGCGUCAUUCUCGAAGAACCGCAACUUCUCAGAAAGAUGCAUCUCUGUAUGAACACACUGGUCAAUGCACACAACCAUAUGAUUACACUAGAGAAGAGACUGGAGACAUACAACAGAAACAGCAAUAACAACGAAGAACUUGUUGUUAGUGACAAAGUUGCAACAGAGAAUCUCAAGGAUUUCGUAGAGUUCUUACAGUACUUGUCGACCGAUCUCAUCAAUGAGAUAAGAGAGACUGAUGUGGUGACUACCACUAUCACAACUGGUGGAACUACAACAACAACGGUAAAGACAAUUAUUACAUCUGGUUCUGCAUCUCAACAACAACAACCACCAGUUGGAUUUGAACAUCUUGUUAUCGAUACACAGGGUGCUAGCGUUGACAACACCGCGACAACAGGCAACUCUACUGGCGGCCCAGCAGCAAGCAAGAAGCAAGCUUGGGGACCGGCAUCCGUAUAUAACUAUAGCGAGACGGAUUUGGUUGAGCUGAACAAAUACAAUUUCGAUCGUGCCAUCGAGGAGAAUGAGUUUGUGUGCGUGCUGUUCUACGCGCCAUGGUGUCACAGGUCACAAACUAUCACCAAGGAGAUCGAGGAGACCAGACGUAUCUACCGGUUCAACAAUAGCAAGGUUUUGUUUGCCAAGGUGAACGGUCAUGAUAAUAUCGAGAUUCGUGACAAACAAUCGAUCGGAGGAUACCCGGUGAUUCAACUCUAUCGUCGUCACGGUGGCAACGUGAUUCCACGCGGACCAACUCAUCCAUACUCUCUGGCUGCACUCAUCAGACGUUCAACUCUUCCACCUAUCGAACACAUCGAAUCGAUGGAGCAAUACGAGCAAUUCCUUAAGGUAGCAGGUCAUUCUUUCAUCGGUGUAUUCCCCAACAACGCAACGCUCGAGUAUCACAAGUUUGCAUUCAUCGCCAAGAAGCUAUCGUACAAGAUACCGAUUGGUUAUGUCAACAACACCGAACUAGCCAAAGAGAUAUUCACAAAGCAUCGAUUCUCUACACCAAUCUCUGGCAUCGUACUUGCCAUCCCACAAGAGAAUAUAUUCUAUCUUAAUAGAUGUGAUGUUCAUGAUGCACCGGGUGUAUUCAAAUGGUUAACAUUAACUCAACCAUCUGUUAAUGAAUUAACAUCAGAUAAUCUUUCAAAAUUAGCAAAUGCAAAGAAACCAUCAGUUACAUUGUUUUUGAAUUAUAGUAAUGAUAUGAUACAACCGAUAUUCGAUAAGCCACUAUCACAACACUUACUUGAUAUUUAUACAUUGGCACAUGAAUUCAAGACAACUUUUGAUAUUUAUUAUACUGAUGGUGUAUCAUAUAGAGACUUUUAUGAAAAAUUAGGUAUUACAAAGAUUCCAUCGGUGGCAAUCAUAGAUGUUAGAAAUGAGUCACACUAUAUCUAUCCAGCGAAUCAAGAUAUCAAUAUAAAUAAUAUAAGGAAAUUCUUACAAGACUUCCUCGAACACAAGCUUGAACCACAACAUAGUUCCGAUAGAACAACAGACUAUAGACAGAAACCUAGAUUCGUUUCGAAGGCAGUUUACGAUAACUUUGGUGAUAUCGUUUUAAAUUCAAAGAAGAAUACACUUGUUUAUUUUUAUGAACCAUGGUGUGGAUUUUGUAAGACAAUGAAUAUAUAUUUCGAAAAGGCAGCUGAAGAGCUUGUUAGUAAGUUUGGAAGUUUUGUACAGAUUCUAGAUUAUGACUGUAGUGUAAAUAGUGUACCGACCAUUAUGAAACCAAUCAUCGAUGGAUUUCCUCAUAUAUCGUUAUUCUUGGGUGACGACACUCAACACCCAAUCACCUACAACGGAAGUAGAAGUGUAGAGUCGAUCAUUCACUUUGUAAAAUCACAUAUAGAAAAAGAUGGUAGCAGUAAGAAGCCAACAUCAGAUAUAUUAGAACCACUCAUUGAUUAUCAAAAGAUAUCAUUGGAGAUGGCUGAGAAAGAAUUACAAUAA